Molecule: messenger RNA, 5298 nt
Organism: Leishmania braziliensis MHOM/BR/75/M2904
Lineage: Eukaryota; Euglenozoa; Kinetoplastea; Trypanosomatida; Trypanosomatidae
Exons: 1
Coding region: 1-5298 (1765 amino acids)
Molecular function (GO): protein binding
Source: RefSeq, a predicted model, not a curated record
AUGCGGAUUCCACACCCACCCGAAACAGCAGCGUCGACAGCACCCCAGGCCUCCAUUGGAGCACUUCUGAGCUCUCAGGCGGCACAGCCAAAGGUGCCCGAGCUCCCCACCUACUACGUCGUCGGCGGCGCUGUGGUGAACCCGCAUCUGAUGGUGUCGCCAUCUGUCCAAGAGGGGAUACGCGAGGUGCCGUCGCUGAGCGUCGUGCCUGACGCGCUGCUCCGCCCAGGAAUUGGGCCGCAGUUAAACAAUACUCAUGCCACGGCACCAGCGGUAGCCACUGCCGGCAGCGAAGCGUACCGCAGCAGCGUGUCUCCGGAUAGAGCUCGAGUAUCUAGAGGGGUUUGGAGCUCGUUCAGCGGCGGUGCCUUUCACUGGUCACGCGGGAGUACAGCGCCGCUGACCUGCGCCGCCUCGUCCUCCGUCGCUACAGCCACAGAUGGCGCCGUCGUCACUGUGGAGGCAAUUCACACCGGCCGUCUCCACACGGAGAGCGCACCGCUGCUGCAACAGAUUCUCGGCAGCACCUCCACGACGACCUCGCUCGGUCUUCUGCGUCGCCUCUACGGCACGACGGCCGAGGAUGUGAUCGAAGUUGCCCACACAAACCCGCGCAACGGCACCGUGGAGCCGCCACGGCUUCAGUACCACCUCGCCCAAGAGCUGCUUCCUGAGCUUACGGGGGCCGAAGCACAGCUCAAGACCCUCGCUAGUGCCCGACGGCGCAUUGACUGGGACGUGAACAUCCCGACUGCCGACACGCUUCCACCACCCACGAUCGCCUUCACGACGGCGAGCAACGGUGCUCCGGUGACGACGCUAAACUCGGUUCGCUUUAGAGUGGACACGAGUACCCUCGUGAUGGAGCGCGACCGUACGACGGAGUUGGCAACGGCCGUUGGCAACGGCCCACUGGUGACCGGGGUGGCAGUGAACUCGGUCGGUGUGCGCACUCGCACAGCGAAGUCUGCACUCACACAAGAGGAAGAAAAUGUCGGCCUCGACAUCACCCGCGAGGACCGCAUCGGCAGCAGUGGGCUGUACUGCAUUCACCACCUCGUUGGGCUGCGACCCGGCUUGGGCGAGCAGGUCGGGCUGGUGCGCGUGCUCGAGUACAAGGUGGUCGUGUCGGUGAAGGAACUGUUCAUAGUGCCACCUUACAUCAACGCCAGUACUGGGGAUCUUUUCAUGGAGCUAAACACCUCACGGCAAGGCACAGCCAAGCUCAACAUCACAGGCGUGGACUGCGGCAGCGUGGACCCUGCUACGGGGACUCUGCAGAUGAGUAACAACACGCUGACAUGCUAUCUCGUCUUGCAGCAUGGCACAAACGCAUCUGCUAUCAAGGCUGACAGCGACGACACGCUCGUCAGCGCUCUGGGUGUGAGUGGUACGCAGCACAUGCAUGUGCCGUCCGUCGCAGUGCGCAUUGCGCGCGCGAUCACGGCAGGGGCAGCCGCAAGCGUCGCCGACUCCUUGCAGCGCUCUGCUCGCGACAGCAGCGGCGCAGAAGCCCACGCCGCCGAUAACUUUUCCCUUUCCCUCGCCCACUUCAAUCAAGAGAACAGCGGGCCAAAUCCUGCGGCGCCGUCAGGGGUCAGCGCUGGUUGCUUCAGCCGUGCGCCGUCCCCAGCGAAGGACGGCGUGGCCGCAGGCACGCUUAAUUCAGUGGUGGCGCAGGGGAAGCAAACGCCUGUCAACCAGCCGCGGCGCAACAGCCUUGAUGUACAGAGCGUAGCCGCACGCAAUGCCGCAGCAGCGACAGCGGUGGCCAUCUCGGCGGCGUAUACGUCAGCGACGCAAAGCAGCGCCAUGGCAGCUGCAGCGGCGGCGGCUGGUGCAGCUGGUCCGGGCCUCCGCGCAGGGAAUGGGGUGGUUGGCACAAAGACGAACAGCCAACAGGACACACAGCACUACCUCUUUCCUGCCACCAAUCCACACGAACUGCGCUAUGGUUGUUACACAGAGGCGACGCGACUGCGCCGCCUGCAGCAACGCAAACGCCAGCAGGCAUUUGAAAAGGCCGAACAAGAAACGGCGACCGAGCGACGGUGUCAGCAACAGCAGCAACGGGCAUCAGCAACCCCGAGCAGCGGUAGUCCGCCGCACGGGGCGCAGGCGAAUACCGCGUGGUCGAAUGACGAGGGCGACAAGGGCCUGAGUGGAACCGGGGUGGCAGACCCCAACAGUCGAAGCCGACCGACGACGCCGUUGGGCGGCAAAGAGCGGAAGCGGCGCCAGCCGACGGUGGAGGUGCUGGAGCUCGAGCAUGAGUUUGACACGAGCGGCCCCGUCUCAGCGCUAGUCAUAAAUUCGUGGGAGCCACAGUGGUCAAACAGCGUCGGCGGAGGUAGUAGCGGCGACCGAGCCUCUGAGGCGAUCCUGGGGAAGAGUGGCGGUCUCCGCGAUGCCGACGCGGCGACGAACCGCGAGCUGCGCAGUCCUCCCUUGCCGACUACCUUCUUCUUCAUGGACACUCUGCAGUCACCUCUAAGCUACAUGCGGCUGACUGGCUGGCAGGACCGCCUCAUGAUGCUGUUCCGAGAGGAGGAUAUGGACCUCCUUCACAGUGAGCAGCGAACUCGCUUCAAACGCGAAGCCUUUCAGGAGCUCAGCGAUGGCAUGCUGGCUGCUAUGCUUGCUAACUCGUAUUUGUGGAACGGCGGCGUCAGCAGCAGCAGUGGCAAACGCGCAUCGACGCACACACGCCGCGGGUCCUCGACAGCCGCGUUGCGCAACUUCAGCGGUGUCGCCGAUAGCAUCUUCUGUCACUGCAACAGCAGCAACAACCCCUUCCCCGCCCUCGCGAACCGCGGCUUUGCCACGGCGAACGGCAGCAGCGCCAGCGGUGGUGUGCAGCUGAAUGCCUCGGCUGAAGUGACAACGGAGAAAACAUUCUCGGUGCUGCGGCGGCUCAUCUUGUGCCUGGCAGUGGAAGAGGAGCGGGCGUCGACGCAGCUGUACAGCGACACGGUGCAGCUUUGCAGUCAAUUUUGCCACAACGCCUUGCUGAAGACCACCGCCCUGACGCGCGGUACCCGAGAAGGGCUGCAGCAGGAGGCAGCGGCGAUCCUGUCUACUGGGUCGCCUGUCUCGCCAUGGAAGAUGGCCACAAGCAGUGGCAACCCUGACGGCAACACGGCGCUCUCUGGGAAGGACCUCGAGGUACUGCGCUCGCUGCAAGAAGCGCUGGAGCUGUCCAUGACGGUUAUGCUGAUUAUCGGGGCCUACGGCGAGGCCGUGGAGUACGCACUUCAGCGUGUGCACACGCUUUGCCUGCUGGAGGGGGACACAGACGCUCUCGUGAACGCGGCGCAGCGCGACUUGGCGGAAGCUUACUUCUUCUACGGCGACUACGCCACCGCCGCCACGAUUGCCGAGGAUGUCGUCAUGCUCACGCGUCAGCUCUCCGACGACUCCCCCGACGCGUACGAGGUGGUCGAGGCAGAGCUCCUGUGCACCCUUGCCUGCGUCGCGGCCGGUAGGCAAGAGCGGCUCCGACAUUACGUCGACAGCCUCGAGCUCAACAUGCUUCCCAUGGAGUGUAGCAGCGACAGUGCGGCGUGCGCGGCGCAGCCCCUGCUACAAGCGCAGUUGCGCCUUGUGCUGGUGUUAGCGAAGACGUACCUCGUGCGUAGCGGGUCGAUCGGGGCCACGGCGGGUGUUCUUGCGUCCACCAAGACGGCCACAACAACAGGCAACGACAGCAUAGGGCGGAAGAGUAGCACAGUCAGCACCACAGUGUCCGUCAGCACGGGCGAUGUCGUCACGCUAUUACGGGAAGCGGUGCGGCUUCUUCGAGGCAAAGGCGACCUACAAGAAAUGGAGCAGAGCUGCUUCACGGUGCUCCCGAGCCAGGCACGGCCCCCCAUCGCAGUCGACCGUGAUGGCAGCGACGUUACAGCCAAGAUGGUAGCGGCGCAGAAACGACUGCGGUGGCACUUACUCUACUUUGCCGGUGCGCAGCUCCUCCAGAACGACCGCGAGCAGGAGGGCAUCGAGGUCAUGGAAAGCACUGUAAAGGAGCUGGUCCUCGGUCAGCACCGCCACGCGGAGCGCAGUCAGCGCGCGAACCUUGCGGCGGUGCUGUGGGUGGGACUUAUGCUCGCGAAGAGUCGAAUGCAGCCUGGGCAUGUGACGGACAUCAUGCCCAUGCUGAAGGAGAUGUCAAACCGCGUUGUUCGUAUCCGCGGCCCCCUACAUCCGCUCGCUGCCAGGUCCCAACUGCUCUACGCCUACGUCGCGCACUGCGUAACCAAUAGUCGGCAGAGCGUCAGCCUGGCCACACGCAGUUUGGCCGCCUUGGAGUGUGGAGUUGGUCCGCAGUCGUACGACCGGCUCAUGGCCCACUAUAUAAUUGGCACAAUGGCCGAGGCGCAGCAACGCUGGCGGCCCGCCAUCGAGCACUUGAGCGCCGCAUACGCCAUUGCACAGACAAACCGCUUGGCCGAGGACGAUCUGCUCUUGAUGGACACUCAGUUCCUGGGGGCGCUUAUGCUGUGCCCGUCGACGGCAGUGCUUGACCUCGACACAACCACACUUUGCGCGCACUUCGAGAAGCGCCUGCAGCACCUGCGAGAGCGCGUCGGGCCGCACAGCGAGCGGCUCGUGGUACCUCUGUGGAACGCGGCGGAGCUGCUCUACUUACUGAAGGACGCGGAGAGCGCUAUUGACUACCUCCAACAGGCUACGCGGCUGCUGGACCGCCGCGGCGUCCUGCUCGUGUCCGCCGAUGUGCUGAAGCCAGCAGAUGUGGUUAUGCUGGAGCAACAAGAAGCGGUGUGUAGUGGUGCUGGUAAAGAAGAUCGUGGUGAAAGUUGCGCUGCGCAGGCCGCCAGGGCCCGCGAGCGUGGCGAGCACCUCGUGGCGCAGCGCAACGCUCUCAUCCAGACAUCCUUCGACACCGUCUCGCAAUCCUUGCAGCUUGCCACAACGCUGUUCAUGUGGGCAGCCAUGCUUGAGUCACAGGGCCGCAUGACCGAGGCUCGAGAGAAAUACGGUCAGUCACUCGCCCUCUACGAGGCUUCCCACCUCGGUAACAACUCGCUCGCAGCAGUGCAUAUCAUGGAGGCACUGUCUAAGCUGCUCUAUACCGCCGGUGCGUGCGGCGAUGCCCUGAUGUGGGCACGCAAGGCAGAGGAGUUGCUGCACAGACACUACCCGAGAGAAUGGGCGCUGGAGCACGCGGCAGCGCAGAAGAUUGUGGACGCCACUGAGCAUCGCCUGCUUGUGGAGGAGGGCACAUACGUGGUACAGAGCGGGCUACCCACUCACAGCGAGUUUGUGGAGCUCCUCUGA